Messenger RNA from Seriola dumerili (greater amberjack), 1980 nucleotides. It is a transcript of the gene shisa7b, whose product is annotated as protein shisa-7-like. NCBI's taxonomy places the organism in Eukaryota, Metazoa, Chordata, Actinopteri, Carangiformes, Carangidae. Gene Ontology annotation, cellular component: postsynaptic density; dendritic spine membrane; postsynaptic membrane. Bases 1 to 1980 code for a protein of 659 amino acids. The record is from RefSeq and is a predicted model, not a curated record. Gene Ontology annotation, biological process: regulation of short-term neuronal synaptic plasticity; regulation of AMPA receptor activity. The transcript has 9 exons.
AUGUUUUGCUCGUCCCUCGUUGUCCUGCUUUUCUGCUGCCUCGCUGUCUCCACGGUAACCAUCACCACAGAUGAUGUUGAUGGUGAUGUCAGGACUCUGACCAGCAGCGGUGGCUCCGCUGCAUCUGGUAAAAAGAGCACCACCUUGUUCCUCCUUACCGGCUACAAGCCGCCGCUGCCCGUUGGACCCAAGGUGGGGCCAAAAGUGGCCGAGGUGGAGGACGGGGAUAAUCCUCCAGUGAUGGCCGAACUCCCCCCGAAGCCCCUCCCUCAGACCAUGUUGCCAAGGAACAUGACGGCCGACGCCCUGAAGCCUCCGCUCGGAGCAGCCCAGGUGGCUCCACCUCCAAGACAGCUGGUGGAUGUGGACGUGUGCAGGGGAUACUUCGACGUCAUGGGGCACUUUGACAGCACGUUCAACUGCUCCAAGGGCAGCUACAUCUACUGUUGCGGUACCUGCCACUACCGGUUCUGCUGCGAGCACCAGAGGAACCGGCUGAACCAGGACUCUUGCACCAACUACAAGUCCCCCGUCUGGGCCGACCCACAGGUCCCCGUCACCGUGCCCGCGGUCAACAAGCCUGACCCAGACUUCGAGACACUCCAGCAGCAGAGCAGCAGCACGGCCUAUGUGAUCGGAGGGGUGAUCUCCUUCACGCUGGUGGUGGCUGUGGGUGUCAGGAUCGCCUUCAGCAAGGUGGCGCGUCGACCCCGGAACAGAGACAUCAACAUGCCCAGAUCACUGGUGGAUAUCCUGCGUCACCAGUCGAGCCCUGUGCAGCAGGGAGAGAGGAACAACACCACAGUGUUGACCACAACCACCUCAGACGGACGCACAUCCAAAAACCUCUACACCCCCAUCCUGCAGAGCAAAGACAACCGCACUGGGAACUUGCACCACCAUUUUAACCAGCAGGGGUCUGCUUCCAGCCCCAAACACUCUGCUACCAUCGAGCGUGGAUCCCGUAUGAACAACACCCCCCAGCUCUCCUCUGGUCCCACCCUGCUUUCAGGCGGCAUGAGACACAACAGCAGCCACCCGUCCUUCUCCCACUCCUUCCACAACCUGGCCCAGCUGCCGCCGUCCUAUGAGGCCACCAUGAAACCUGAGAUCAGCCGCUACAGCUCCCUGAAGAGGCUGGAGAAAGAGCUCGAUGAGUACUCCAGCUACCACAACUCCAAACGUCGCUCCAACAACGCUCCACCAUCCUUCCACUCGUCACAGCACCACCUUCCCUGGGGGGGCGACUACACGCUGGGCUCCAGGGGCACGCUGCCCCUCAACGGCUCCCGGCCUCGUCUCCACAUCCCUGCCUCCACCCCGAACCCAUACCCGCUGCCUGCCCAGACGCCGUACACCAGCUCAUCCUUCGACAGACCGCCGCGCCGCGUCCGCUCCCAGGAUCAGCUGCUGGCACUCGGGGAGGGCAACACGCUGUCCCGCCUGUCCAAGAACCAGCAACACCAGUACUACAAAGCCAUGAUGAGCACCAGCAGGAGCUCCACCUCGCAGACGCUCCGCAGGUCCCACGAGAGGCUCCUGGUCUCACCUGACCGCCUGGAGGACCGGCUAAUGGCGAUGGGGCUGAUGAUGGGAGGAGGUGACAGAGGCGGAGGAAGCGGGAUGGUGCCCACCAUGGGCCGACUCAGCCACCACCAGAAGGCCCAGUCACAACAGAACAUCUGCGUCACACCAUCCAUGGACCGCCACCACAUGAUCAAGAUGAACUCCCACCCGACAUCAGGCCACGACCACGACCGCAGCUCCGCCGCCAUGCCCGGCAUGGGCAUGCACAGCGGCUGGGACCCACAUGGGGGCCAUGGCGGAGGCGGAGCGGGGACGGCCGGAGGCCACCCCAACGCCCGACGGAUGGCGUUCGCCAGCAAGAGGCAGAACACCAUCGAACAGCUGCACUUCAUCCCCGGAGGAGGAGGAGGGCAGGGACUGCGGACUGGGAGUAAGAACGAGGUGACAGUGUGA